AUGCUGACUUCUGAUGAAAUUCUAGGAAUGGUAUAUCUGCUAUUGACUGUAGUUGGAUUCCUAGGGAAUUGCAUCCUCUUCUUUCUAAACAGCUUUAAUUUCCUCAUUGUUCAUAGAACAAGACCUAAAAACUUAAUUAUCAUCCAUUUGGCUUUUUCCAAUGCCAUGGUACUUCUCUUUAGAGGAAUACCUACUACAACAAGACUUUGGAGAGUGAAAUGUCUUCUGGAUGAUACCGGGAUUAAAAUCAUAACGUACGUGCAGACACUAAGCAGGAGCCUUUCCUUGUGUAGCACCUGCCACUUGAGUGUCUUCCAGGCCAUCAUUAUUAGUCCCACCAAUUCCAUUUGGGCACAGCUCAAAAAGAUAGCACCAAAAUGUAUCAUUCCAUGUAUCCUUCUUUGCUGGAUCUUCAAUCUACUCUUAAUUAUGAUUCUAAUUCUAUAUCAUGAUGCUCCAAAGAACAGAACAAAUAAUAAAUAUGGUUGUAACACUGGAUAUAGAUAUCUGGAUAGAUAUAAUAAGAAUCAGCUUAAAAUGAUAAUCAUAAUGUGUAUUUAUGAUUCUUUGUUUAUGUGUCUCAUGACUUUUUCUAGUGUCUAUAUGAUCUUAAUCCUAUAUAAACAUAAGAAGCAUGUAAGUCAUAUUCAUAGUAAUAGUGUCUCCACAAAAAUAUCCCAUGAAACUGUAGCCACCCAAGCUAUCUUGCUUUUAAUGAGCAUCUUUGUUUGCUUUAAUGUUUUCAGUCCAUUUUUUGCUGUGUUAUUUUAUUUCAAAUAUGCACACAGUUGGAUGAUACAUGCCUCAGUCUUUUUGUCUCUGUGGUAUCCAGUAGUCAGCCCUUUUAUUCUGAUCAGCAUUGAUUCUCAGAUCCCCAGAACUUGUGUUCACAGAUAGAUUAAAAGACACAGGGUAUUCAUUACCCUGUAAUGCAGACCUAUAAAGAAGAGUUAUGGAAGCAUAGUGACUCAAAAUGUUUCAACCUUUUCAGUUUAACAUUGAAGAUCUAAGCCACUCAUCCAACAGAUAUUGGAAACUGAGUCACAAGAUUGAUGACUCAUGAAAAACUGUUUGUUUUCCCAAUUCUAGGCACCCUAACAUUUGGUAAUUGCAUGAAAAAUAUGAAAAAUAACUUGUAUGUUCCUCAAAUAAUAUUGAGGGAACUUCUUUAGGCUCAUCCUAUAUUAAUUCAUUUCUUUUGUAACUGCUUUAUUACUUCUCCUUUCUUCUUAACAUGCCACUUUAGGUUUCAUUUGUGCUAGUUUUUACCAGAUUCUGAACUAGACAUAGCUCUCAUUGAAAGCCUGAAAUUUUAAUCUUCUGAAUGAAUUUGCCAACCAGAAACUCAUGCUUGUUCAAAUAAGAUAAACAUUUUCAACUUUCUAGUAUAACUCUUAUUAUUAAUUAAUAG
Molecule: messenger RNA, 1411 nt
Organism: Antechinus flavipes (yellow-footed antechinus)
Lineage: Eukaryota; Metazoa; Chordata; Mammalia; Dasyuromorphia; Dasyuridae
Product: vomeronasal type-1 receptor 3-like
Exons: 1
Coding region: 1-897 (298 amino acids)
Biological process (GO): G protein-coupled receptor signaling pathway
Cellular component (GO): membrane
Molecular function (GO): pheromone receptor activity
Source: RefSeq, a predicted model, not a curated record